AAAUCAGUCGUGAAUACGUAAAUAAGCAAGCCGAAAGCCGACCACUAUGGAAAACGAAAUCAUCAUUUUCAUAUCCGUGGGGUCAUGGCAAUAAUUAUAACACUAUCACAUCACAAACGUGAGAAGAAAUCGUUGGUGGCAAUAUCCUGCUUGUGCCUUCCUCUUCCUCCUUUGCCAUCUUCUAGCUCCUGUCAUUUCGUAAUACGAAAGAAAGAUGUAAUUUGAAAUCACACCCCAUCAGUGCUCGCUCUAACCCGGCACUAUUUUUAGUCGGCCUCAAACAGCUGAUCGUUUCGCGACUGCUGUUGUUGCUAAGAACUGUAAUUUUGUUGUCCUGACGUUAAAUUAUUAACAGACUAUCUCAGAAUUAUUAAGUGUCUAAAAGUCCAACUAGUUAUAUAUACGGAUGAAGACUGUCACUGGAACUCCCUCGACGCAAUCCGCAUCUCAGAAGAAUAUACUUCAACCUCUCAAUACAGUUCUUCUGUAACCUGCUGCAUCGGGGAACAUAGCUAUGCAUUACGUUUUGCUAUCACACCGUCACAUCGAGCAACAAUUUAAAUAUUGUAAUAAUAAGUCACUAGAAUUGUUUUAAUCAAGUCGAUAUGGAUGGACAGAAUCAGUGCAGUGUGGCAAAUAAAAGACUGUGUGGUCAAGUGAAUUCGAUAGCACACUUCCCUGGCACAUAAAAGUUCAAUUUUUUUAAAGCUAGACUUUUUGUCAACUGGCGUCGUGGUUAAUCACUUCGAAGUAAAAGCUGUUUCUACAUUAUUUGUAUUUCACAUGACGAGAUUGUGAAGAAAGUUCAAAUAUGGGGAAGAACUCUAAGAAAAAUCAAAAUUUAUCGAAACCUCCAGUUGAAAUCCAGCAUGAUGAUUACGUCGAUGCAUUUAUUCCAACGCCACCGGAUGGUGGGUGGGGAUGGGUCAUUGUAUUUGCUUCUCUCCUCAGCAAUGUUAUUGUUGACGGAGUUGCUUACUCUUUUGGUGUUUUCCUUGAUGAAUUUGUCACCUAUUUCAAUGAAUCAAGAAGCAAGACCUCUUUAAUAGGAUCUGUACUAGCUGGUACCUACCUCUGUGCAGGCCCUAUUGUUAGUGCCUUUACAAAUCGCUUUGGUUGCCGUCCUGUAGCAGUAGUUGGAAGCUUCAUCGGUGCAUUUGCCUUCCUACUGUCUACACUUUCUCCCAAUAUAGACACAAUGAUUAUAUUUUAUGGAGGUUUUGGAGGAUUUGGUUUAGGUCUCAUUUAUCUACCUUCUAUUGUAAGUGUUGGCUACUAUUUUGACAGAAGACGAGCAAUUGCUACUGGCAUUGCUGUGUGUGGUUCUGGAGUUGGCACUUUCAUAUUUGCUCCCCUUGGAGGUUAUUUGCUUGAACAAUACGAUUGGAAAAACUCUUUGUAUAUUAUUGCUGGUCUCAUCCUAAAUGGUGCUGUGUGUGCAAUGUUAAUGAGACCACUUGAAGUUCCACGAAAGAAAGGUUUAAAGAAAAAGGUACCCCCACGGGAAAAAAAUAUGAUUGACAGAAUCAAAGAACAGACAAAACGAACUCGAUUAGAUUCUGAGCCAAGUAUAGUCGAUGAUGUUAAAGCUAUUGAUGCAACAAAUAGUUUAUUUCAGAAAGUACAAUUAGCAAAACUCCAGCGUGAGGACCAACUGAAUGAAGAUGAGUCCGAAUUAGGUUCAUUGCCGAGUACUAUAUUUUUAAAACGCCAAGACAGUGAACAGACACGACCCAAAAAGCUUUCCUUGUCUGAUCGAGGUGAUACAUUUAGCAAAUCAAGUACGCCAACUGACCUGCCAAAAAUUGUUGUCCAUGAUCCAGUAUCAUCAAAGUCACCAUCUCCUGACUCAGAUACUUCAGUUACAAAUGAAUCUGCUCAGAACCCCCAAGAGAACACUGCCAAUUCCACAAGAUCUCUAAAGAAACAAGACUCAGAAACAACCAACUCCACCAAAUCGCAUUCAAAACGAAAGUCGUUACAGAAAAGAAGAGAAUCUGAUGAAGUAAGUGUGACACCUUCUAUCAGUACUCCUGUAACUCCUGUGACACCAGAGGAUUGUGUUAUUAAUCCAGAGCAGUUUACAGACGUGAAUAGCAGUAGCCACUCAAAGCAUCACAGUACCUCCAACAGACUUGUCGUAGCUAGUUUACCAAAUGGACUUCAGACUGAUACCAAGGAUCCUAGUAGGCCCCUCCUAGGAGAUGUCCACAAGAAUCUUGUUGUGAAGCAGAACAGAGAUGGAACAAAGGAGUAUUGGCACCGCUCAUCUGAAUUUGCCGGUAAGUUCCGUGGUCGCCGCUCCAGUGAACAACCUUGUAAAUCAGAAAGAAGACCUAGUGAAUUCAUGCUAAGAUUCCAGCGCCGCUUCAGUGAAUAUCCAGUGAGGUCAAACAAAGAAUUGAUCAUACCAAAGGAAGAUUAUGCUCGGCCCCUUUACCGAAAAGAUAUUUUCUACAGUGGCAGCAUUGUACAUAUACCUCAGUUUCAGUCACAGCCAGACAUGACUUCAUACAUCACAAGCAUCACAACUAUCCCAGGAAUGAUUCCAGCUGAAAAGACAUCACUUUUCUGGGAUUUCAUUUGUAUCCCAAAAACUGCCAAAGAUACUUUAAGAGAAAUGUUAGAUUUUUCAUUAUUAAUUGAUCCAGCUUUUGGAAUAAUUUGCCUUGGAAAUAUACUAGUUUUUCUUGGAUACUUUAUUCCUUUUGUCUUCCUUCGGGAUCGAGCUACUGUAGAGUUAAACAUUAAACCUUCAAAUGCUGCUUUUUUAUUGUCUAUUAUUGGUAUUACAAAUACCAUUGGUCGGGUGGUUACUGGUUUUCUUGCAGAUCUUCGGAAAGUAGACAGUUUAUUGAUCAAUAAUAUUGCUCUGCUUGUUACGGGCAUCGCAACCUGUCUCAGUUUAUUUUGUAACAAUUAUGCAACUUUAUGCAUUUAUGCGAGUGUUUUCGGUCUCUUUGCAGCUGCUUUUAUAUCAUUAACUUCCAUUAUCAUCUGUGAUCUCUUGGGUUUGGAUAAGCUCACAAAUGCUUUCGGACUCUUGUCAUUGGUUAGAGGAAUAUCAACCAUCAUUGGACCACCUUUGGCUGGUGCUAUAUAUGAUUCAACCAAAAAAUACGACUCAGCAUUUCAAAUGGGUGGAAUACUGAUUAUAUGUGGAGGUUUGCUGCAUUUUAUUCUAUACAUCCCUCCAAUUGCAAAACGGCGGCACCGGAUACAAAGAGAAAUAAUCACAAGUCCAAAUGAAGCAGUAAUAGAUGAGAAAAUUGAGGAAGAACUUAGUGAUGAAGAAAUUGAAGAGGUGAAAUCUUGUUGAGAAAAAACAUACUGUUAAACGGCAGCAGCAACAAAUGCUAUUAUUAUAGUUUAUGACUUGUAACUGAGGAAUAAUAAAG
Octopus sinensis (East Asian common octopus) is the source of this 3398-nucleotide messenger RNA. RefSeq names its product monocarboxylate transporter 7. The record is from RefSeq and is a predicted model, not a curated record. NCBI's taxonomy places the organism in Eukaryota, Metazoa, Mollusca, Cephalopoda, Octopoda, Octopodidae. Gene Ontology annotation, molecular function: monocarboxylic acid transmembrane transporter activity. Gene Ontology annotation, biological process: transmembrane transport; monocarboxylic acid transport. The coding region runs from base 812 to 3319 and encodes 835 amino acids. The transcript has 9 exons.